UUCUUCUCGGGCAAGAGAAGCCCUCCGGACAGCCUCUGGAGAGUCUCCGAGUUCCUGCAGCCCUCGGUGGACAGUGUCCGCUAGUAAACUCUGCAGAGAAGCCACCGUGCCCGAGGCAGUCCCAGGAUGCGGCCAGGACAGGCAGGGGGCGCGCGGACGCUGCUGCAGCUGGUACUCGCACUUGGCCAAGGCAUUUUGAAUUGUCUGGCAUACAAUGUUGGUGUCCCUGAAGCAAAAAUAUUCUCUGGUUCUUCAAGUGAGCAGUUCGGCUAUGCGGUACAGCAGUUCAUAACUCCAAAAGGCAACUGGUUACUGGUGGGUUCACCCUGGAGUGGUUUUCCUGAGAACCGAAUGGGAGAUGUGUAUAAGUGUCCUGUUGACCUCUCCACGGCCACGUGUGAAAAACUAAAUUUGCAAACUUCCACAAGCAUGCCAAGUGUGACCGAGAUGAAAACCAACAUGAGCCUUGGCUUGACCCUGUCAAGGAACGUGGGGACCGGAGGGUUUCUCACAUGCGGUCCUCUGUGGGCACAGCAGUGCGGAAAUCAGUAUUAUACAACCGGCAUCUGUUCUGAUGUCAGUCCUGAUUUCAAGCUCUUGUCCAGCUUUUCACCUGCAGUACAGGCCUGCCCUUCGCUUAUAGAUGUUGUGGUAGUGUGUGAUGAAUCAAAUAGUAUUUAUCCUUGGGACGCAGUAAAGAACUUUUUGGAAAAAUUUGUUCAAGGCCUGGAUAUUGGACCCACAAAAACACAGGUGGGAUUGAUUCAAUAUGCUAAUAACCCAAGAGUUGUGUUUAACCUGAACACAUUUGAAAACAAAGAUGACAUGAUUGUAGCAACAUCCCAGACAUACCAACAUGGUGGGGACCUCACAAACACAUUCAAAGCAAUCCAAUUUGCGAGAAAUUUUGCUUAUUCGGCAGCUUCUGGUGGACGUCCAGGAGCCACGAAAGUCAUGGUCGUCGUCACUGAUGGAGAAUCACAUGAUGGCUCAACGUGGAAAGCUGUGAUUGAUCAAUGCAACGAUGAUAACAUACUGAGGUUUGGCAUAGCAGUUCUUGGGUACUUAAACAGAAAUGCCCUUGAUACUAAAAAUUUAAUAAAAGAAAUCAAAGCCAUUGCCAGUAUCCCAACAGAAAGAUACUUUUUCAACGUGUCUGAUGAGGCAGCCCUACUGGAAAAGGCUGGGACAUUAGGAGAACAGAUUUUCAGCAUUGAAGGUACCGUUCAGGGAGGAGACAACUUCCAGAUGGAAAUGUCGCAAGUGGGAUUCAGUGCGGAUUACUCGCCUCAAAACGAUAUUCUGAUGCUAGGUGCAGUAGGAGCUUUUGGAUGGAGUGGGACAGUUGUCCAGGGAACAUCUCAGGAACAUUUGAUUUUUCCAAAGCAAGCCUUUGACCAAAUUCUGCAAGACAGAAACCACAGCUCAUAUUUAGGUUACUCAGUGGCUGCGAUUUCUACUGGACAAAGCAUCCAUUUUGUGUCUGGAGCUCCUCGGGCAAAUUAUACUGGCCAGAUAGUGCUCUACAGUGUUAAUGAGAAUGGCAAUGUCACAGUUAUUCAGACUCACCGGGGUGACCAGAUUGGCUCCUACUUUGGUAGCGUGCUGUGUUCCGUUGAUGUGGAUAAAGACACCACCACAGAUGUGCUCCUGGUAGGUGCUCCAAUGUACAUGAACGACCUAAAGAAAGAGGAAGGAAGAGUCUACCUGUUUACCAUCAAGAAGGGAGUUUUGGAUCAGCACCAGUUCCUGGAAGGGCCUGAGGGCGCUGAGAAUGCACGGUUUGGUUCAGCGAUUGCAGCUCUUACGGAUGUCAACAUGGAUGGUUUGAAUGAUGUGAUCGUUGGUUCGCCUUUAGAAAACCAGAACUCCGGAGCUGUGUACAUCUACAACGGCCGCCGUGGCCCGCAGAGCACCAUUCACACGAAGUACUCUCAGAAAAUCUUGGGAUCCGACAGUUCCUUUCCGAGCCGUCUCCAGUACUUUGGGAGAUCCCUGGAUGGCUAUGGGGAUUUGAAUGGAGAUUCUAUCACUGAUGUGUCUGUUGGUGCUUUAGGUCAAGUGGUUCAACUCUGGUCACAAAGUAUUGCUGAUGUAACGGUGGAUGCUUCGUUCACUCCAGAAAAAAUCACUCUGUUGAACAAGAACGCUCAGAUACUGCUCAAGCUCUGCUUCAGUGCCAAGUUUAGACCCAACAGCCCUGACAGUCAAGUGGCCAUUGUGUAUAAUAUCACACUUGAUGCAAAUGGAUUUUCAUCCAGAGUAACCUCCAGAGGCUUAUUUAGAGAAAAUAAUGAAAGGUGCCUGCAGAAACACAUGAUAGUGAACCAACUCCAGAGCUGCUCUGAGCAUGUGGUUCACAUACAGGAGCCCUCUGAUGUUGUCAACGCUUUGGACCUGCAUGUGAACAUCAGUCUGGCAAACCCUGGCACUAGCCCUGCCCUGGAAGCCUAUUCUGACACUGCCAAGGUCUUCAGUAUUCCUUUCUACAAAGACUGUGGUGGUGAUGGGCUUUGCAUCUCAGAUCUGGUUCUCAAUGUCAAACAGCUGCCAGCUGCCCAGGAACAACCUUUUAUUGUCAGCAAUCAAAACAAACGGUUAACAUUUUCAGUAACACUGAAAAACAAAAAAGAAAGUGCAUACAACACCAGAAUUGUGAUUGACUUUUCAGAAAACUUGUUUUUUGCUUCCUCUUCUCUGCCGGUUGAUGGGACGGAAGUGACAUGCCAGAUUGCUUCAUCUCAGAAGUCUGUCACCUGCAACAUAGGCUACCCUGCUUUAAAGGAACAACAGCAGGUGACUUUUACUAUUAACUUCGACUUCAAUCUUCAAAACCUUCAGAAUCAGGCAUCUGUCAGUUUCCGAGCCAUAAGUGAAAGCCAGGAAGAAAACGUGGCAGAUAAUUCAGUCAGCCUCAGAAUACCUCUCCUGUAUGAUGCGGAGAUUCACCUGACCAGAUCUACCAACAUCAAUUUUUAUGAAAUAUCAUCGGAUGGGAAUGUUCCUUCGAUCGUGAACAAUUUUGAAGAUAUUGGUCCAAAAUUCAUCUUCUCCCUAAAGGUAACAACAGGAAGUGUCCCUGUCAGCAUGGCAUCUGUGAUCAUCCACAUUCCUCAGUAUACCAAAGAAAAGAACCCCCUGAUGUACCUGACUGGGGUGCACACGGGACAGACUGGUGACAUCCAUUGUGAUGCAGAAAUAAAUCCACUGAGAAUUGGCCAAGCACCAUUUCCUGUAUCUUUCAAGAGUGAGAAUUUUCGGCAGAUGAAAGAAUUGAAUUGCAGAACUGCCUCGUGUAGUAACAUCACCUGCAGGCUGACAGACCUUCCCAUGAGAGGAGAGUACACCAUCAAUGUGUCCACCAGGAUCUGGAACUGGACUUUUGCAGCAUCAUCUUUCCAGGCGGUACAGCUGACAGCGGCCGCGGAGAUCGACACUCACAACCCUCAGAUAUUCGUGAUUGAGGAAAACACCGUCACGGUCCCCCUGAUGCUAACAAAGCCUGGCGAGAAGGCAGAGGUGCCAACGGGAGUCAUAGUGGGGAGUAUAAUUGCUGGGAUCCUUUUGCUGUUAGCUCUGGUUGCAAUUUUAUGGAAGCUUGGCUUCUUCAAAAGAAAAUAUGAGAAGAUGACCAAAAAUCCGGAAGAGCUGGAUGAGACCACGGAACUCAACAGCUGAACACCCCAGUAGCCACUGCAGUGGGUAAACACGGCCCUGUCUCCUGUGGGGCCUGCUGCUGCCCUGGGCAUGCAUGGACUGCUUUUCAACUCUUAGGCUUUUUGGUUUUGAAAUAAUGUAAAGGGGGAAGACUAGCCUGAUAUUUUAAAAGAAACUGCUGGUCAGAUUGGAAUGAAGAAAUUUUAAGUGGGGUGGGAAAUGGGUAAGACUUGCGGGGGGAGGGCAUUUUUUUUAAGUUGGCUGGUCCAAAGUUUACGUUCUAAUGUGUGUUCCAUCAGGAACAUGAAAUGCUUCCAAGCAUGACAAGUCCUAAAGGAAGACAUUCUGCUUCCUCUGCCUUUGGACUGCAAGUUAAAGUGGGAGUACACGGUAUACAUAUGUGUAUGCAUGCAUACGCAGUUCUGUGCACAAAGUAUUCAUGUUAUAGAGUGAGAGAUUACUACAUUUAACAUGCAUCAUACAUUAUACUGAUUACUUCCACAUAUUUAUACAACUAUGAAUACUGAUGCUACCCAGACCAGAGUGGUUUUUAAAGUUAUGCUGUUCACCCAAAGUUGCUGCAAGGUUUAAGUGGUAAUCUUAUUUAUAAGUUAAGUAAAAUUGGCUGCUUCUCCAAGUACCUUGCUAGCUUUAUUAAAACAUGCCUGAAUAACUCAGAGGGACUUCCAAGUAUAGCCUCUAUUGAAAUCUCUAUGUUGGAGGAGGGGACAGUUUAGAAGCUAAGGCACAAAAUAAUUGCCUAAGAGCUAUUUACGAUAAAACCAAGCCUGUGGUAGAUAAGGAAGGAGGAAGUUCAUUCUUUUAGGCCAUGAUUAGCCUAAACUUUAGGAAGAUGAGUAAUUUCUUGGCAACCUCUGCCCGCAGGUGCCCCUCAGCCUGCCUUCCUCUGUAGGGGUCCCAAGCUAGCCACCUACCUGCCUGCCUUUACCCUCAGGUAAGCUGUCUUCCAUCAGGUAUCUGUUGGGGGAAAAGUAAUAUUUAAUUCACACAAGUGUGUGAAUUAUUGUAUAUAAACUCCUUAAUUUCAAGGAGCUAUUUUCUUAUUUACUAAGAAAAAUGAGCCUGAGGAAAUUCCCACAUGUUGGGAUUUCUGGCAGUAUAAACAAGAAACAACAGCAGCAUCUUGGGUAAUGACAGGGAGAUGUGGCGAAGCUUUGGAAACCUCCACGGUGCACCUCUUUCCAGAGUGAAGUGCACGUGGGCAGGUCUGUUCAACAGGGACCCUCCUUGGCCCUAGUGCCCAAGAGUCUCACUUAUGGUGGGCCAAGGCACAGAACUUAGCUUUUGUCAUGAUGAUGUGAAUGGAUUGCAUUUUGAGAACCACUACCCAUGUCUGCUUUUUGUGCCUCAUUUCCUCUUCUUCUGAGCCCAGAUAUUGUCUAGUUUGGGCCACAGUGACUUGCACGGCAACGGCAAGGACUGUUCUGGGCCAGAUGUUGCAUACCUAAAUCAUGGACAGGUCUCCGCCUCUCUAGACUUCAGGGUCCUCAUCAUAAAUUGGGAAGGCUGGACUGGAGCUGAGCGGCACCACUUGUUUACAAAAAAACCAUCUCGAUUUACUAGAAUACAAACAAACAGCUCAGAGAAAUGCAGGUCCUUGCCUGGGUACUUCUGGAUGGCUCUGCCCUCUUAGGGCUGGCCGCCCACAGCUAUCUGGACAGCUUAAUGAUUUACUUUGUAUUUGACAAAGUAGAGCAAACAGGAAUUUAGAAAACAUCAAUUAAGCAUAAAAUGUCAAACGUUUAUAGCAAAAACAGCUUGGUGUUCUCUAGCUGGUUCUGCCAAAGCUCGUUUCUUUUAGCAGCUCUGUAGAUUCACUGUUUCCUUCCAGCCAGAAUCUGGUUAAACGUUUCUCUGCCGUUUUAAGUUGAAAAUAUCUAAGUCACAUAGCCAGUAUGGACAAGGUCUUCAGAAAGCGGAUGGAAAACACAGAGAGUGAAGAUUCAGGAUUGUAAAAUUAUCUUACGCCAAAAUAAACAUCAUGUAGAUUCAAUUUUCCAAGCUUUCUGAAGUCCCUCUGUAGAUGCAUGCGAAUUUUCCAAUGAACUAUAUAAACAGAAUGUGUCAUUUCCUUUUUCCACUUCUCUGCUGCACCUUUCUAGGAUAAAGCAAUAAGCAAAGGGCAAGGCCAAUGGAGCCCAAGAGCCUUGGUUGUGACACUAGGAGCCUCAGCUACAAUCUUCCACGGCAGUAGGUCAUUAUUCUGAACUCACACACUAGCCCCUGGAGCAGGCUUUGUGAGCCUCAGCACUAGUGACCUCGUGGACCAGGUGACUGUCUCCUUGUGGUGGGGGCAGGGUCACCCUGUGCCUCUCCAGGGCAGCACCUCCUGCUGCAGUCAGAUGACUAAGAAAAAAUGAGGUUUCUGGCCAUUCCCAAGGGACUCCUGGGAGGAGUCACUUAAGCACAGGUGAACGUCACCCCAGAAAUUCAGAGGGGGUAAAAUAUCUUUAAAAAGUGUUCUAUUGAGCCACAUUUUUGCUUGAAAAGCAGAGUAGAGGGCUUAAAAGACUGCAAAUUAAAAUUUGCAUUUCAUAAAUAACAGACAAAGUCUAGGGAAUUUGGUUAAAAAUUGAGUUUUAUGCAUGGCUACUACAAAAACCUUGUAACAUAAAGUAGCUUGAUGAAAACAAACCUGUAUUAUAACUUUAAAUUGUGUAUCACUUCAAUAAACCUGGACGAAUUCUGUCCAGCUGGCAGUGCUGUAUUUUCAAAAAGGUUGAAGUUAUUUAGCUGUGAAAAAUAAGUAAAACUAUAGCAAAUGUAUGGCCCAAUAUGCAAUUAUAAAGUUUUACAUAUGUAUUCAUUUGAUUUACCAUUAUAAACUAAAAAUCUCAAGAAUUAAAGACAAAAUCCCUUCAACUAAGCUUUUUGACCCAUCUUUGAUAACUGUACCAUACAGCAAUUAUAUACAGUUUAGGACUAUGCCCUUUGUGUAUAUUCAGGCAUGUUUGUUUUAAUCAAGGAUUAACACCCUAAAGUAAUGGCUACUAUGUAAAUAGUUUCCUAAGUACUGAAUUAUUUUAGUGGAUGAAGUCAAAACGUAAGUGUAUAUGUUGUACAGUUAGCAUAGAAUGACAUUUUUUAAUGAAAUCCUUAUUUUCCUCCCAACAGUGCAUGCCUUUGAUGUGAAGUUUUUCUUUGCAGAAAAAAAAAAAACCUGUAAAAAGUGAAUGUAUGCAUGAGUGUCUCUCAGAAGUUGAAACUGUGCAACUUGAUGUAGCAAUGGACAUAACUACUCAGUGUGUUUUCUCAUAGAAAAGUGAAGCUCAAACCGCAAAGUUGUAUUUAAUUGUAAACUAUUUAUAUAUUAACGUCUGUUUUGGGGGGCCCCGCACUGUGUUGCAGCAUGUUAGACUGCCACUUGCAAUGCUGACCCCCCACAGCAACGUCUGAUCAUGUGCCUGGGGAAGGCAGUGGCUUCGGCCUGGCCCGGGUCGGGCACUUAGCUGCUGUCUGUCCCUGUCACUCUGCCCUUUAAAUAAAGUUUUUUUUUUUUUUUU
Molecule: messenger RNA, 7181 nt
Organism: Ochotona curzoniae (black-lipped pika)
Lineage: Eukaryota; Metazoa; Chordata; Mammalia; Lagomorpha; Ochotonidae
Gene: ITGA2
Product: integrin subunit alpha 2
Exons: 30
Coding region: 127-3678 (1183 amino acids)
Biological process (GO): cell adhesion mediated by integrin; cell-matrix adhesion; cell-cell adhesion
Cellular component (GO): external side of plasma membrane; integrin complex
Molecular function (GO): integrin binding
Source: RefSeq, a predicted model, not a curated record